This is a messenger RNA of Ostrea edulis (European flat oyster), 7592 nucleotides long. RefSeq names its product rho guanine nucleotide exchange factor 10-like protein. Bases 276 to 4991 code for a protein of 1571 amino acids. Gene Ontology annotation, molecular function: guanyl-nucleotide exchange factor activity. NCBI's taxonomy places the organism in Eukaryota, Metazoa, Mollusca, Bivalvia, Ostreida, Ostreidae. Gene Ontology annotation, biological process: positive regulation of stress fiber assembly; actin cytoskeleton organization. The record is from RefSeq and is a predicted model, not a curated record. The transcript is spliced from 27 exons.
UAGGACUUCCGGAUACUUGACAGGUAAAUAUAAAUAAACGUGGGAGAGUAAGCGUCCCGUGAUGAGGUUAAAGGUUAACAAGGAAUCGUGCUCAUCUUUAAAAUCGUAUAUGAGGUAAAAAUCAAAAACAAAAAACUAAGUCUUUGCGUUUUCACACACUACUGUAGGCUGUAGAUGCAUGGUGUCACAUUACUCAAUGUCUGAGAACAAGAUUCGAAUGAGGAGAUGAUUGGCUAAUGAUGAGAAUGAAAGGGUUAACAUGAAACUGUUCUAUUAUGGAGGAAGAAGAAACCCAGCAGAAUAAGAAUAAACGUUUUUCACAAAGUACUGACUUGAUUGAGCAGGCCGAGGCGAUACAGGAAUUGUCGCAGUCAGAGUUACUGUUAGCUGUUCGAUCGACCGAUUCCCACACGGAGAACGGUAGCAGCGGUGAUUAUACUGUGGAUGACAUACUGGAGGGUCUAGAAAAUGACGAAUGUGCUGACACCACAGUAUCUGUUAAGAAGGAUGAGGUGAAACCAGUUAUCUUAUCGAGCAAUGGAGAAAAUUCAUCUCUGUAUUGUGAUGCAUGGAGUGCCAAGCCAAGUGAUACGAAGACCUCUCAGACAUCCGGUGACAAAACGAUUCAGUCUCCUCUGAGUGAUGCAGAUACUGCCAUAACGCAACCACAGACAUCCCAAUCUGUGAGUCCAGAAUUACAGCCAGCCCAGGAAGAUGCUGAUGCUGGUAGUGAUAUUUCUGAUAAUUCUUCUAAACCAGGAUCUCCUGGAAAUGUGUUGAAAAUAGUAGAAUCCUGGGAGGGGAAUAUAGAUGAAUAUAACUUUCCAGGAAAGGAGUCGAAAUCCCCUAGUUCUAGAUCAGAGGGCACUAUUGAAUCCCCAAGGUCAGAUUCCUCUUGGGGUCAGUCAGGAACCCUGGGACAUUCCUCUGAUAAAGAGUAUCCAUGGAAACCUCCAGCCCAUAAUAUGGCCCCUCUGCCUCUUCCAGGAAUGGUGAAAUCAAGUAUUUAUUCCUUGGCAAGGAAUAUUAGUCUUGAUCCUAAUUUUGACACUGAAAAUAUUCCAGAAGAAAAUGUGUAUGACUUUGUUGCACCGGUGUCCAAGACAGGGGAGAAGAAACUCAGUCCCUAUGAUCCUCCAUGGUCAGAUGAUUACACAGAUCCCACCAGGAUCGUAAAGGGAAAUAACCCUCUCACAACAGUCAGAGAAGGUCAAGAAACAGCCAGUUGCCACAUUGACCUCACAACAGGAGAGCCUCUUUAUGACACACCCGAAAACUUCAGUGGAAGUUAUGACCAUCUGAAUAUUUUUAAGGACAGGAACCAGUCGGUGAAACUGGAGCAUGCUUAUGGCAUUCACAGUGGUAAAAGUCUGCAGACGUCAACAGAGGAAGGGAAGAAAUACAAAAAGAAAAACAAAGGGAAAGAUAUGAUAAAGAAAAAAGUACGAAUAUCACAAAAACCGCCAAAAACAUAUGAAAUAGAAAAGCAUCCAGAUUUUCAGGGCUCUGGAAAAUAUGAUGAAGUGGCAGAUGAUUGUGAUGAAUUCUAUGACUCUGUGCAUCUCAGGGAGAAUGCAAGAAACCAGCACUCCUCCACAAUGGACAGCACAUUUUCCUGGGGGUCAGACUUCAGCAAAGGUGCAUCUGAGGAGGAAGAAAAUGGGACAAUUGAGUACCCAGACAAACCUCUUCCACCGGUUCCGGACCAAUCCAAACCACAAAGGGGCCCAGAGGAGGAGAGUCCUGUCAAACCAGUCAACAUAAAUCUAGAGAAACACCCUCCCCCCAACCUUCCACCGCCUCCAGAGAAUCUGUCAAAGGAACAGAUUAAAUUCUGCACCCCUGAGUUUUUCAAACCUACAAAACGAGGAGAGAAGAAAGCCCAUGUUGUGAGGAGCAUUAUAGAGAGUGAAAAGUCCUACAUAGAUUCACUCAGUAGAAUUGUCAACGAUUACAAGAGUUCCAUUCUGUUCACCUAUAAUUUGGAUAAGGAGUGUGUUCGGGUGGUUUUCUCAAAGGUCCAGGAAAUUCUCCAUCACCACAUGAUGUUCCAGAUAGAACUAGCAGAGAGUGUGUCAAAAUGGUACACUGAAGAGAAAAUUGGAGGGAUAUUCACGGCAUCAUUUUCCAGAGACAUGGUUGUCAAUGUGUACAGUGCUUACGUAAACAAUUUUCCAAUGGCCAUGGAAGAAAUAAAGGCAGCCCAGAUCUCAAAACCAAACCUAGACGAAUUUCUGAAUAACAUGUCUAAGAAGAGUGUAGACCGGCUGAACCUGUUUGGACUAAUGGUGAAGCCGAUACAAAGGUUUCCUCAGUUCAUCAUGCUCAUCAAGGAUUUGUUAAAGUACACCCCUCACCAUCAUCAUGACAGGUCAUGUCUGCAGUCAGCGCUCACUGAUCUCGAGAAUGUGACUCACAUCCUCAAUGAGCGGAAACGCGAAUCUGAGGAACUCUUCCAGGCUAAAAAGUUACAAAAGGUGCUCAACUUCAAGGUUAUUGGAGAGAGGGAACCACGCCUUGUCCGACAAGAUGAUAUGGAGGAACUGACCCAGGAUAGAGGAAUGCCUGUCAAGAUCAGAAAGCUUUAUCUUCUGGAUAACUGUGUCAUCUGCUGCUCCUUGCAGGGGGCUAAUCAACAGAAAGUCAAGUGGAUGAAGUCUCUCCAGGAAGUAGAAUUAAAGGAUACAGCCAUUACACCUGACAUGCAAAGUAUCAUGAGAGUCAACUCCCACAAACUCAGUAUACACUCAGGGAUCGUCGAUUGUAAGGAGGAUGACAUGUUUAACCUUCAUCGAGACAUCAGCGACAUGAUGCAUGAUAUGACUGUUCUGGGACAAAUCAGCACAUUGGUUAAUACACUCAAACUAUCCUACGAGUGUAUAACAGAGGAAAAAAUCCAGGAGGCUACCACUGACCUACAGGUGAAAAUCCAGGCCAAAGACCAACAGCUGCAGGUCAUCAAUAGCUCUACCAUCACUUUACAGGACCCGAAGUACAGUGGAAAAGAGAGUCGCAACAUAUUUCAGACAUCCUCACCAGAAAUAAAGCAGGAAUGGAGCAUCGACUUUAUUAUAACAAAACUCGCAAUAGACCCCCAGAACAACCCUAGCUGGCACAUGUCCAGUGCCUCUGGUAAAUCCAUCCACCAACCAGCCAUGUAUGUCAAACACAUGUCCCUAGACCUGCCCAAACACUUCACAAAGGUGAAGUGUGCGGUACCUGUUUACCUGUCUAGUAGGACGGGUAACUCCGACAUCAGCAUGCAGCAUCUUUGGGUCGUCACGACCUCAGAAACACGUGCUCAGGUGUCCCUCGUCUCUGUACACACAACUAGACUCGCACUCAUCGAAUCCUUCAAAGCAGCCGACACAGAGAUCGUUGCUGUGGAAACAGUCCCAGCCAUUUCAACCACUGACCAAGAUGAGGCAUUUGUUGAGGACACGGUGUGGAUGUCCACUGAAAAAAGCGAGAUAUUAGUAUAUAGUCUGUUGGACGAAAACGGAGUCAGGAACUUUACGAGUGGUGGACGAAAGCCCCGCAGCAAAUUCUAUUGUCAUGGUGUUGCUGUAGCAAUAAGAUAUGCAGAUGACAGAGUUUUUGUGGGACUCCGGGAUGGGAAACUUUUAAUAUAUGAUAGGGAUGAAACAGAUGGAAAGUGGAAAGUGGAUAGACCUAAUAUAGUGGAGAUAGGCAGCGACAUGCCAAUCUCCUGUAUCAUAGCAAUAGAAGAUGAGAUAUGGGUGGCCUGUGGUGAUACUAUUUAUAUCAUCCCUGUAGAUGAAAAUGAAUUUCAGAGCAGAAAGCAAUAUUUACAGUGGGAUCGACUGAUCUGUGACGGAGAUGCUGUGAUAUCAGAAAUGGUUCGCUCGGGCUGUGGUCUGUGGAUGUCAUUUAAAGACAAAUCUUAUGUCCGCCUAUAUCACUUGGAAACCAAGGAAAACCUUCAAGAGAUUAACAUUGGUUCCACGGUGGACAGAAUGAUGUCUGAGAGCAGAUAUUGUUCUGAGGAGAAAAAUCCCAAAACCACAACAGUGACUAGUUUGAUGGCUAGUCGGGGGUUACUGUGGGUAGGAACAAGCCUAGGUAUUGUGUGUUCCCUCCCUUUACCACGGCUACGAGAUGGGGUUCCCCUAAUCAAGGGCCGACCAGACGUAUCAUUCCACUCUCACAAUGGACCAGUGCAAUUUCUUAUUCCCAUUUAUUGCGGGACUGUAAACUUGUGGCAGAGGGCUCAGGGACUAAACUCCACAGAGUCUGUUGUUUGGAGGGAGAAUGCCACAAGUGUGAAACAGCGAAAAGGUAGCAAGGACUCUGGUGAUGAUGAUGGUCCAGACUCGGGUAAUAAAAGUGAACCGGAAGUAUCUGAAGCCAAAACCAAUAGUCCAAAAAAUAGUGAAACUGAAAAUAACCUUGAAAUGGAAAGUAGUGGCCUUGAUAAAAGGAAAUCAAAAUCUGCUGAAGACUUGAUUUCAAAGUCUCCCAAGGCAGAUUUCUUAUAUUCUGAGAACAUUCAGACCAAGGCUUUAACACUGAGAACAGAGUUAAUGCAAAAAUUAGCCAAAAGAAACAUGGCCACCCCUGACACCAGUUCUCAGGGGGAUGAAAAUGAAAUCAGUAUGUACUAUGGGGAUUUGAUGGGAAAUGAGGAUUUGAAAAGGAAUCCACCAGUGAAACGUGACAUUUCCCCACUGGGAAAUCAAAAAAUUCUCCGAGAGGAAAAACCGGAGACAGAAAAACCCACUAAACUAAAGAAACGAUUUUCAGCUCAGUUCAAAGAGUUCAAGAGAAGUUUUACUAACAGGCAACAUUCUGUGCGUAUCCCUGGUGACGAACGUUCAUCUGCUAUGUACGAAACACUGCGGAGGAGGAACUGUAAUGCGGUGGUAGUAGUCAGUGGAGGGGAUGGCUACAUAGACUGGAGGAGCACCGUUCAGUCACAUAAAAUCCACAGUACUGAGGCUUCCAUGAUGCUGUGGAUCUAUAAAUUCUAACAGACACACCCAAUUUCAAUUUAAGAUUGCUCAAGGUGGGCAACUGCCAAAUUUGUCAAACAACCAGUGAAAGGAUUCCAUCCACCGAACUCAGAUUAACUGUUAUUGAAAUUCUUUACUACAUCUUCACAUGUGCUUGUUCUAGAAUGCCCUUUUUUUCAGUGAGAGCAUAGCUGCUUUAGUGCUCAAAAGAAUUAUCAUGAUAUUUAAAAUUGGUUUUAUAUUUUGAAGCAGAAUACUUUUUGUGAUUAAUUUGUAUUUUUAUACAUAGAAUAUGUAAUUUUAUCUAUUUUCUCCCAUUUCAUUUUAAAGGAAUUUUUAGUUAAUGAGACAUAUUUGAAUGAUAUACAGUGUGUCUCUAUUUUAAAAUCUUUUUUUAUAUACAUUGUAUGUAUUUAUGGAAUGAAAUUCACACUGCAAAUUUCUCAAAUCAUGCAAAUUUUAAAGUAAGAAGCAAACAUUAACAUUUUAGGGUGAAUAGGAACAUUGGUAAAUAAUUCAUAAUUCCAUGACCAUUUCAAUUCUCUCAACCAAAAACCUUUUUUAAAUGAUUCUUUGAGUUUGUGAGUUACACGAGCAUUUUUGAAAUAAAGGAGUAUGAUUAGAUGAAAUGAAGGAGUAUGAUUAGAUGAAAUGCACUUGGUAGGUUAAACAUUGUUUGUAGACAUAGAUUUUUUCCCAGGCUUGAAAAGUAAUAACUGUCACAUGAAAAACGUGAACUAUUGACCUUAACUGCAUUGUACAUAUCAUGAUAUGGCAUCCAUUCAGUACACACAUAUCUCAUUAAGACGUCACAGUGGGAUUAUAUUACAGUGUUUAUCCUUGUGAACAAUGCUGCUGUUGUUGAUAUGAUUGACUGUUUUGUUACUUGUUCAGUCAUAGUUUGCCAAAUGCAAAGUUGUUUCCAUUAACUGUAUUUGUUUUGAUCAGGGUUUCUGACCAUCAGUAAUGAAUGCGUAGAAAUGCUACUUCCUGUAUUUAUUUUGAUCAGGGUUUCUGACCAUCAGUAAUGAAUGCGUAGAAAUGCUACUUCCUGUAUUUAUUUUGAUCAGGGUUUCGGACCAUCAGUAAUGAAUGCGUAGAAAUGCUACUUUUACCCAAAUAAUUCAGAUAAUUGUACAUAGUCAUUUGAAAACAAUAAUUGUGUUUCCAUAAUCAGGAAUUAACUGCUUUAAUAUCAUUUGAUUACAGGCUAGUAUUUAUUAAUAUUUGUGCUAACAUUAUAAAAUGAUUUAAAUAUGUUUGAUUGAUACCAAAAUCACCUAUAUUGUCCUAAUAGCAUGACGUAUUGCAGUUCAUACCCUUAUGUAUUUUCAAAAAUGAAAUUUACUUAUUAGCUCGCCAGGACAACUGUCCAGAGAGCUAUUGUCAUGACCCCAGUGUCGACGUCACACUUUAAGGAAAAAACUUCAACCUGGGCUGUAUCUUUUUAACCAAAGGAGAUAGGGUUUUGAUAUUUCACAUCUAGAUGUCUCAUGAAGAGACCGUUCUUUUUGGUACCAAGACUUGUGAUGUAGUGACCUUGACUUUGAUCUACUUUUCAAAACUUUAACCUGGGCUAUAUUUUUUUAACCAAGGGUGAUUAGGCUUUAAUAUUACCAUAAAGAUGCCUCAUGAAGAGAUGUUUCUUUUGUUACAAAGACUUUUUGAUCUAGAGAACUUUUCUGUUGACCUACUUUUUAAAAACUUUAACCUGGGUUAUAUCUUUUGAACCAAGGGGGAUAGGGCUAUGAUAUUUCACAUAUUGAUGCCUCAUUACAAGGCAUUUCUUUUGGUACCACAACUAUUGACCUCGGACUUCGACGUACUUUUCAAAAACUUUGGCUAUAUCUUUUGAACCAAGGAAGAUGGGGAUUUCAUAUUUAGAUGCCUCAUGACCAGGCCUUUCAUAUGGUAUCAAAACUUUUCAUCUAGUGACCUUGGACUUUGACCUACUUUUCAAAAACUUUAACCUUUUGAACUAAAGGGGAUAGGUUAAGUAGAGUUAUACUUCCCGGCAAGCUAUGUUGUCUUCUGACAGCUCUUAUGUUUAAAUUCCACUGUCUUUUUUUCUUUCGGAAUUUCAAGCCAUUGAAAGAAGCAUACUAUAUUUAUCAAGAUUCAUACAUGCAUAGUUUACACCUACAGUGCAUUCAUGAGGAAAUGGCUAUCAAAUAAAAAAUUUAAAGAUAUUAAAGGCAAAAACAUUAAAAAUUGUAAAUAUUGACUUACAGAUACAAACUUAGUGAUUUUUUGUGCAAUAUUUCUUGUAGAUUUUGAUUCUCUCUGUAUCAGGGACAUAUGUUAUCAUGCUGGUGCAGAACAAAAUGUGAUACAUAUAUUUUUAAAUGUAUUUUUAAACCUAGAACAAAUUUACUGCGUUGUACAGACCAAGUGAUUUAUUCAAGUUCAUAUUUUGUAAACUUUACCCUUACAAUUAAUUUUAUUUGCUGAUAUUUAUUCAUAUGAAGUUUUUGCUGUCUUGUUGAAAUGAAGAAAAAAACACAGAGUACAUUUUCACAUCAUUUUUCUGGUUAUGUAAUGUUUAGAUAGGAAAGGUUUUUUUGUAUGUGUCACAAUGAUUGCAUGAUUAUUGGAUGGAAAUAAAUUUUUAGAAAUUAU